Molecule: messenger RNA, 567 nt
Organism: Sphenostylis stenocarpa
Lineage: Eukaryota; Viridiplantae; Streptophyta; Magnoliopsida; Fabales; Fabaceae
Source: the annotation of a GenBank genome assembly
AUGUUCAGUGCCAAAGCUGAGGUUCCCCAAAAGGCAGUGCUCCAAAUCAAGCAAGAUGACAAGUUCUUCAGCAGGCUUCUCUCAAAGGAAAAUUCCUUAUCCAAACCCUCUUUCAGAAUGGCUGUUGCAGUCCCCUUUGUGUGGGAGUCUCAACCUGGCACCCCCAAAUACACUUUCUCGGAGGGCACUCUCCCUCCUCUCACUCCUCCACCUUCCUACUAUGUUAACUCCACCAACAAAAACAAGCCAGUGAAGAAAUCCUCAAGAUCCAAUCUCUUCCUAGCACUCUUCCCAAAGAUAAAUCUCAAGAAAACCAUUCUCUCACCCUCCUCCUCUUCUUCUCUAUCUUCUCCAUCACCCUCUCGGUUGUCAACCUCAGAUUCUUCCAAAGUUGUCCCAGUUGGGAAGCAUUCCAGGAGGCGUUUCCUAAGCUUUGGUUCAUCUUUUGACUUUAGGGGAGAUGAUGAAGAUGAGGGUUCCACUUCACCGACUUCAACACUUUGCUUUGGCCUUUCUCGUUCCACAAGCACUUUGGCUAGUUUCAGAGGCUCAAGCAGGAGGUCAUGA